This is a messenger RNA of Osmia bicornis bicornis, 12241 nucleotides long. RefSeq names its product multiple C2 and transmembrane domain-containing protein (gene Mctp). Lineage: Eukaryota; Metazoa; Arthropoda; Insecta; Hymenoptera; Megachilidae. Bases 4236 to 7091 code for a protein of 951 amino acids. Gene Ontology annotation, molecular function: calcium ion binding. Gene Ontology annotation, cellular component: synaptic vesicle membrane. Gene Ontology annotation, biological process: regulation of neurotransmitter secretion. The transcript is spliced from 19 exons. The record is from RefSeq and is a predicted model, not a curated record.
GGUACUCUGUUUUAAAUGGUGUAGAAAUACUUUUUGGAUCCACUGUAAUUCUUUUUCUUUCUAUCAUUUCAGUUAAUUUUUAAUUGCAGAACAAUAUACUCACUGAUUUUAAUUCUUUUUAUCAUGACUUUAUAUCUUUCAAAAUCAGUCAUUAAUCGCUUUAAUUAAUAACCAUUCGUUUUGCAUAAUGAAAAUUAAUGAAACGUUUAUGCAGCUCUUUUCAUCGUUAAAAAUUAAAGCUUUAAACUUUAAAUUGAUAGACCACAAAUGUUAUAUUUUACUAUCUUCUGUCUUUGAAAUCUAUGGCUAAGUUUAUUUUGAUUUGUUCAAUUUUUAUAGAGAUGCUAGGAACUUAACGCGUUCGUUAUGUACUCGCACGUACACCCUUGCACCGGUCGAGUUUCAUUUAAGCGGUUUUAUCGCGAUACUGAGAAACAGAGAGGACGUUUUAAAUUUAUGGGUCGACGGUCGAGCGAUGGAUGUGGCUGCUGCUAUACGGGAUAUAGCGGUGCAGAGAUCGAUCGUGCGAUCGUACGUGAUAAAAAAGUGCAAGCUACCGUGCAUGGAAAAGUGCCUUCAACCGUGGAAACAAAUUUCACAUCGUUACGUCGGUUGUUCUUUCAGAUUCCGGAUCUCUCGUCCCCUCCCUCCUGCCGAUGGAUCCCUUAUUUAACCCUUUGACGGCCGAGGAGAUCUAUGGUUCCGCGAUCCUUUCGUUUCUUUUCCGGAUUGCCGCAGCACCUGGCCGUCAAAGUAUCAAGGAGAAAGGAAAAUCUUUCAUUUUCAUUUUAUAUACGUUCAAGUUUUAUUCGUUCGAAGGAUGUAAUGGUAAAAAUAAACAGGAAAAGAUUUUAUCGAACGAAUCGGCAGGCGGAUACGCGACGAGGGAAAAGGAAGAUGGAAAACUCUUUUAUAGUUUUUCAAUGCGGCGUUUUAGAACUUCCGGUACAUUGCGUAGAGGCAAUCGAUCUGAGAUUCUAAUAAUAAGUCAGACACGAUUAUCCCGGACGAUAAUCUUCCCGCGAAGUAGGGUAUAUUGUUUCAUUAUUUUAUAAUAGACCGUCGAUAAGUUUUUUUAUAUGUUAAACGCAAGAGAAAAACCGUUUCUGCAUACCGUGUAUGCUGAUUUAUAUAUAUUUUCUACGUAUAAGAAUCUCCUCGUGAUCUUCUGUGAUUUUUCUCAUUUUGUAAUUACAAAUUUGUAUAGUGUUACCAUUGUAACGAUAUAAAUAUAAUGUAUAUAUUAUAUGUUAUAUUUGUAUGUAUGUACAUGUGUAAAGGAAAGAAUCGAAUUUCGAUGAUAUGUACAUGCAGUUGUAUCAUAAUCGUUAUUGUCUUUAUCUUAAGGCACAAUAAUACGGGAAAAAAAAAGAAACAUGAAUGACUUUUCGUACAAUUUUAUUGUUAGGGGGGCACGUGUGUGCUGUGUUUCGUUAUAAAACGAAGUACAUCAUAAUAUUGCGAUGACAAGGUGUUAACACUUCAGCCUAAGGGCUUCACGAGAAUACCUGUGACCCUUUGGCUGGCAACCACUUCCGGUCGCCGGGUCUCUGUUAUGUAAUUGACGGGAUUAAAUGCAAAGGGAUGGAGAUUUUAUGCCUUACUAUAUGGCUCAAUGCUCGAGCGAAUAUUAGUGCCAAAAACGUGUAACUAAUUUUAGAACUUUCCAAGUAUCCAUUCAUGCGAUACCGCGUGCUCUGUCAGAGUUAUUGAAAAAUUUUUACAGAUUUACACCUCUUGCAAUUAAUACCGUCAAAAAUUCCUUGUCCCCUGCAUUCUGUUAUUUUUCAGAAAUUUUUUAAAAUAGAUGUUUUAAAUUUUACUGCAGAUCUUUUAUAAUACGGAAAUUACGAAAGGAUUUUACGCGUUCCCCCCUUUAUUUCGCGCCAAAAAUGGCGCAUCCUUGUUCUCCGACAAGCGCCCUCUUUAGGAAGAGUUUUGUAGUUAAACGUUUGAAAUUCUCAGGGUCAAUUCCUUUCACCGGAUAUAGGUUAUUCGUAUCGUUCGUGAUAGCGUGUAUUAUUUUGUAAUUAAACAAAUUGUGCGAGUGCAUUAAUCAUAUAUACCGUUUUGUAUUGCGUACAAUGAUAAUCGAGCAUUGUUGUAUCAUAAUUGAUUUCCAUUUGGACUGUGCGUCCGCAUGGCUGGCUUCCAAAUGUAGCUGCCAACGGUAGGAACAUUGUUGCGAGCUUUGCUUCAGCUUCUUUAGACAGUUUAUAAUUAAAAUAUUGAGAGAGAGAGACGUACAUGACGAAGGGUUACAAUUGUGGUUUUAAUCAAUAUCGAGUUGCAUAUAGGUAACAUUUUGUCUUUUAUGAUCAGAGAUAUUUGUUUUUCGUUUGCAAAAUCAAAAUACAAAGUGGCUGACGCGUGCCACAAUGUUAAGGGUUAGUGAUCGAACACGCAGUACCGCGUGAGUGAAUAUAUUGACAAUUUAGUAUACAGUAGUAAACUUGUUAAUUACUAAUUUGUAUAUAGAUUUUGUUUAUGAUAGAAAGGAUAUUUUCAGUUUCUAACAUAUCAGUCCUACAUUUUUAGUACGUAACCUUACGUCGUGAUCGUGGCAGAGUGCGCUGACUUGCACCGGUCUGAUCUUAGUCGGUAAUUCAGUUCCGUAGGUAUCGAUGCAUUUGAAAAAGUCUCGAGAUACCGUUAAAAAGUUCGAUAACUCUCGACUAUUUUCAAUUUCGAACGAACCGUUGAAGCCUGUACUCUUCGACUCCAAUAAUCCUUUCAUUGGCCAUGGAAAUGAAUUUCGUUUGUAGGAAACUGGAGACAUGAAGGGUUAUACGAUUGCUGAGUCUCCAUUUUGAAAUUAUAUGACCGGUAUUUUGUCAAGAAACGAAGAAACAAAGUAGAUAAUAAUAAUGAGGUUUGAGCAUAUGCAAUAUGGUAUUUUGUCAAGAAACGAAGAGACAAAGUAGAUAAUAAUAACAAGGUACAAUCAUAUGCAAUAAGUUUCCUCGUUAUAUAGGACAACUGGUAAUUUGCAACCGUUCUCCAUUUUGUGAAAAUGGAAAAAUGUAUGACGUCAUAAAGGAAAUAUUAUUUCAGUUUUCAACGCGUUCUUCGUUCGCGUGUUCGAAAUAGACGUGGCAGAGAAAAGGAAAUAAGACAAUCCGAGGCAGAUGAUAACUUUCGCCCAAGAAAAACCACUUCAUAAUGGUUAACUGAACAACUUAAAAAAAAAUAAAAUUGGAACAGCAGAAAACCAACGGGGAUUGCGUGCAAAUGCUGUUACAGGCGUGGUUCAUAUUUCUAAUCAACUUAAUGUACCUUCAUUAAUUAAUACAUAAGUUUAUAUGCAGGAUUCUUCCAUAUUCAACCUAGCAUGACGUAUUAUGAAGUUUUAAUUACUAUCUUCUUUCUGCACGGUUGAGGAGCUUUGAAAAAUUCUGCUUCCACGAGUUCACGAAAAAAUCGUGCAUUUCUUGUUCAGACGCAUUCAUUUUGAAAUCAACAAAUAGGUACUCGACCCGUUGCAAGGAAAUUGACCUUCAAACAUGCGGAUAAAGUGGACGACACUCGAACCGUUCUCCCACCUUCACGAUGCUUAUCAACGAUUGUUCGAUUCUUUUCGCCACGAGCUCGCGGAAACGGCAAAAUUUCGAAAGACAUUGCCCUUCCAGAGGCCAAGUUGGCGCCGUUUUCUCGUUCGUCAACGACGUUCACGGAAACGUGCAUGUGCAUAGCGAUGGCACUGAUCUUCUCAUCCCAUUAGUGUCCUCGUAGGAAAAAUUGCAGAUACUUUCGGCGCGGUCAGUAGAGGAGGAAGGAGUAUAUCCACGCAAAAUGGGGAAUCGCAAGUUCUGUCAGUGGCCUCUCGGACGUGGAAGCGUGGACUUGGCGAAUCGUGGCGUUUGUUUUUUUUCAUACAAUUUCACGCGGCUUUAACAAUUGCUUGUUCGAGUGUUACCGCAUUGUUUGCUCUGUUGUGGUGUAUUCGAAGUGUUAUUCUUCGAUGCGAUCCUAAGCUGAUCGCAUCGUCUCGAAUCACGAAACGCAAAGAAGCAUGGACCAGUUGACGAAACGUUGACACGUUAUCCAAGGAUGUUCGGGUGAAGGAUCCGCGGGCGGAAUUCAGGAUACGCGACCGGUGGUCGAUGGUCCUUAGGUUCGUUCAUCUCCCGACGAAAUCAUGCUAUCGGCAUGCGGCAGACUGGCGCACUUCAAGAAGAGAUUAAAGGCUCGCGAGCUGGAGCUUCGAAAAACAAACCGCGUAUUCGGUGGAUAAGAUGAGCAAGAGCGUCGAGCUACUCGCUGGGUCGGAGGACAGUGAACAGAUAACAGUGGAUAACAGCCGCGUGGAGGAGAGAUCCAGACUGAACUUGAACGGGAGCCGUCAGCUCUCGAAAAGCGCCACGGAGCUCCGGAACAACGACAACAGUUCACCGUCACGACGCGGUGAACAGGGUGAAUCGAGCGUCGUUCAUCACCACCGGCAUCAUCGUCACGCCACCUCGGUGGCUCAACGUACGCACACAUUUUUCGCGACUUUGAAGAGUCGCUGGACACGAAGCAGGAGCAAAGAACGUAAAAAGUCGAAGGAUGCUGGAAAUCUCCUCUCUCAGGAUGUACCUUACAGAUCUGGUGGCGUCGAAUCCGACUAUGCCGCCGAUUACUCCUCUGAACACAGUAAAAGCUCAUCAGCCACUCAGAGUCCGGCCAGGCAUUGUCUCAAUCAUCCAGAAUCACCGUUGGUGCGCGGAGGAAGGUCGAACGUCGUGACGAGAACGGAGGAUAGUCCUGGAAAAUGUAGUGAUACCCGUUCGAAAGGAUCCUUGAGCUUCCAGGCGUCCAGGGACUCGCACGAGGAGGCUCGAGGUUCUGCCAGCCAGGACGAUAGCGCGUUUAUUCUGGAGGAAACCGCGCGGAGACGAGAGUUGGCAUUGAGACAGCAUGCUUUUUUCCAGCUUCGUUUGCACAUCAGAAGAGGGGCGAGUCUCGUUGCUAUGGAUAGAUGCGGUGCAAGUGAUCCUUACGUGAAAGUGAAAUCUGCGGGUCGAUUAUUGCACAAGUCGCGAACCGUUCAUCGCGACCUAAAUCCCGUUUGGGACGAAAGCGUGACCCUGCCUAUAGAAGAUCCUUUCCAGCCACUCACGUUCAAGGUCUUCGACUACGACUGGGGUCUGCAGGAUGAUUUCAUGGGGGAGGCACAAUUGGAUUUGACGCAGAUCGAACUUGGCCAGCCGCAGGAUGUCGCGUUGGAGCUGAAGGAUCACGCCAGGCCGAAGCAACAUCUUGGAGAAAUUUAUUUGUCCGUCACUCUGUGGCCGAGAAAUCAACAGGAGAAAGAACAGUACUUCCAACGGACCAAUCGAUUGGCAGACGUAAAUAGACGGUUGAAGUCACAAAUAUGGAGCUCUGUGGUGACAAUUGUUCUCGUCGAAGCGAAAAAUCUUCUACCAAUGGAUAUAGAUGGUCUCUCGGAUCCCUACGUCAAGUUUCGUCUGGGUACAGAGAAAUACAAGUCGAAGGUGGUGCACAAGACUUUGAAUCCAGUUUGGUUGGAGCAAUUCGAUCUUCAUCUAUACGAGGAUCCCUAUUUAGGCCAGGAAUUGGAGGUAACAGUGUGGGACCGUGAUAAAAGCCAUCAGGACGAUUUAAUGGGAAGGACGGUGAUCGAUUUGGCGACCCUCGAACGAGAAACCACUCAUCGCCUGUGGCGAGACCUCGAGGAUGGUUCUGGGAGCAUUUUUCUCUUGUUAACCAUUAGCGGUACUACAGCCAGCGAAACUAUCAGCGAUUUAGCUGCUCACGAAGAAACACCGCGUGAAAGAGAACAAUUAUACCACAGAUAUUCGUUGAGGAACUCGUUGCAGAGGCUAAGAGACGUUGGUCAUCUAACAGUUAAGGUAUUCAGAGCUCAGGGUCUGGCCGCGGCGGAUCUAGGGGGAAAGAGCGAUCCUUUCUGCGUCCUGGAACUCGUGAACGCCCGAUUACAAACACAAACGGAGUACAAAACCCUCGCUCCGAAUUGGCAAAAAAUCUUCACGUUCAAUGUGAAGGAUAUUAAUUCGGUGCUAGAGGUAACGGUGUACGACGAGGACAGGGAUCAUAAAGUAGAGUUUCUGGGCAAGGUUGCCAUACCCCUUCUGAAGAUAAGAAACGGCGAGAAACGAUGGUACGCGUUAAAGGACAAAAAAUUAAGGGGUCGAGCAAAGGGUAAUUCCCCUCAGAUACUUCUCGAGAUGAAUGUGGUCUGGAACGUUGUCAGAGGCUGCGUACAAACGCUUAAUCCUAAGGAAAAAAAAUAUAUGGAGCCAGAGAUCAAAUUCAAGAGACAAGUUUUUCUACGUAAUGUUCUCAGGCUGAAAGCGAUUAUCGUUAUCGUAAUCGACAUCGGAAAAUACGUGCAGAGCUGCUGGGAAUGGGAAAGUAAAAUGAGGAGCAUCGUAGCGUUCGUUUUUUUCAUUUUGGGUUGCUACUACUUUGAGCCUUACAUGUUCCCUGGAGCAGCUUUACUAAUUUUACUGAGGUAUUAUCUGCUUUACGGAGAUGGAAGUGGACUGAAUCAAUGGAUUUCCGGACAGGUCUCUGCGAUAACUGGCACGCCCUUAUCGCAUCACACGAGCUCUCAUUACCAUGACGAAAUCGAUGAAGGGGCAACUACUCCAGGAGAUGACGACGACGACGAUGAUGAUAAAGAUAAAGAAGAGAAGAAGAGUUUGAAAGAACGACUGCAAGCGAUCCAAGAAGUAACCCAGACAGUUCAGAAUUCGAUUGGUUACAUAGCCAGUCUCUGCGAGAGGGUGAAGAACCUCUUCAAUUUUACUGUCCCUUAUCUCAGUUACGUAACGAUGCUUUUGACAAUUCUCGGGGUUGCGGUUCUCUACUUCAUUCCCCUUAGAUACCUGAUCCUAGUGUGGGGCAUCAAUAAAUUCUCCAGGAAGAUCUUCCGGCCUCACUCGGUACCGAACAACGAGGUUCUUGAUCUCAUAUCUAGAGUACCCGACGACGAGGAGCUUCUUAAUUACAGGGAGUUGAAGCCUUUACCGACGGCCGAUUGCGAGAGAGCUAGUACCUCAGGCAGUCCGGGUCCUUCGAAUUUGACUCGAAGAGAACAAAGGAAGAGGCAAAAGGCCGCGUAGCAGCAUGCCCCGCGGCCAGAAGUCGCGGGUCUACGAUCACCGAACAUCCUGAGGACCGUCCUGAUGCGUCGUAAAAUGCGACAACGUAAGGAAUCAACGGAGAACCUGGAUGUGAUCGACAUAGACUGAGAAACGUUCGUUUCCACGUUCGUAGUCUUAGCUAGGGGGAUGACGUGUUUCUAGUUUUCAAUCUUUCUGAUCGUGUACGAACAUCUGGAGUGGUAUGUCUUCGAAGUCAGUUCGUUAUGCGCUAAUUUAACCCUUUGACUGUAUAUGCUGUCACACGACCAUUGUUAUGCAAAAGGAUAUAUAAUUUUUACUCGUUUCAGCACAGUUUCUAUUUUAUUAAACUAAUAUGGCGUUAGACAUAUUGUUAUUUUAUAUUUGAUUAAUAAUAAGCCUUAGUCAAAGGGUUAAAGCAUUCACGAGAAAGAUCAAUCGCCUUAUGAACAAGUUCAGGAACGUUAAUAGUAGGAAUAGAACCGACCCGAGUGUUGAUGUACCAAAAAUAUUUGAGAUUAUAGACGAGAAUAUAUAUAAUAAUUAUAAUGAUCGUUAAUCAUGGUUAAAAAGUUACCAGCGAGGUGAUAUUUUGAAAUUCUUAAUUACAAUUUAGGAAAAUGAAAUCGAGUUAAUACGAUUAUCGAAUUUUUCUGAGGCAUACCACGCAAAAUUGUUGAUAGUUCUCCAUUCGAUAGAUUCGAGUAAGUCUACAAUAAUUACAUCGAGAUUAAAACGGUGUAUUUUUCACCUAGCUAGUCUUUUUUGAAACGUAAACGUGUGGUAGAGAAAAAAAACGUCUAUUGUAGUCUUCUCAAACAGCUCGGUUGAUUGUGAAACCGUGUGCGAUCGUCCAGCGAGAGGAAAAUCGAAAUCAAUAAUUGAUGAAAGAGUCUUAUAAGCAGAGUGCAGAUGUUUGUCUAUAAUAAUUCAUGAAAUUUCUUUAACACAUUUCACUGCCACAUCAUCCAUGUCAUGAAUAUUAAGUAGUUGGAAAGAAUAGGUACUGGAAAGAACGAAUUAUUAGAAUAACACGUUGCAAAAUCAAGUUUUAGAUUGUGAUUUAGACAUAAUAGAGUAGAGAACGAAAAGAAAUGAAAAGGAAGGAAAUUAGGUUUGACUUUCCUCUUAGCUGGAUGAUUAAUAUCAAAAGAAUGCCGUGAUUCGACAAACGUUAUUGAAAGUAUCCCUUUCGAAAGGGAAGACCGUGUUACAAGAGUGUGAAAGCGAGCGAGAUAAGUGCGUUAGAUUAGCAAUGCAUAGCCAAUAUCGACGGAGAAGAGAUACCAUAGAUAUUCAAAGAAAGGUGAGAGUAAACUCUCACCUUUCCGGUUAUCCUCGUCGAUCCGUUUUCGUCCAUCGGUGUCGUAGAUAUAGCUGCUACAAAAGAUCGUUAUCAUUGAACAAAAGAUAUUAAAAUUUAACGUUAAUGAAAAAGAAUUUAACAGAAAAAAAGACAAGUAUAGUUGUUCCGUCGAGUUGACGAGCUGUUUUUUCCUUUCAAGAACAACGAAUAAGCUCGCAGCAAUGAACGCGUAUACGCUUGAAUCUUAUUAUUCAAGAAAAAAAAGUAAUUUCGAAGUAGUUUUCAUUCGAUUAAUUGCUACCUCGUGCUGUACUCUUGUUAAUGAAAGAAUCUUACAAGAGCGUUAUUCGUCGUUCUUGAAAAUAAAAAAUAUUUAGUCUUAUUGUUGAGGUGUCUCGGGAUGUCUCGACGUUAUUCUCUUUAAUAGUAUUUAAUAUUAUCGAUUUAUUCGUUCCAACGCACAUUUUCGUGCGUUAAUCCACCUCCUCGAGCACGUAUAAAAAGAGUGUCUUUAAGUUAAAGUGUACAAGAAAUAGUACAAUUUAGUGUUUCAACUCUUUUGGUACCGCAGUGUUCUUAUAAAGUUCUAUUUAUGAGCGGUUAUUAUCUAAAUUAGUUAUACGAGCUUUAAUAUUAAUUUUAUAAAUUUUAUUUGUGGUACUUUUUUUAUGUCAUAGCUCUGAUUGCAAUUAGCUGUAGUACUGAAAGGGUUAAAUGCAACAAACAUAUCACGUUUAAAGAAAAGUAAUCAAUCUGAUAUGAAAACAUAGUUUAUUUCUCAAAUUGUAUCACGUGCAUCGUUUGAUCUGUUGAACGAUGCGAAUGAAAGAAACGACCAAAGAAACUUAAAGACAGCCUGGAGAAAUUGACUCGGUAGUAAAAGGUAAAAGUUUCUCCCGUGAAUUAUAUUUUUAUAACAAUAGCGACGAUGGUUCAAGCUUGGUCUGCGAUUAGAUAACACGCCGGGCCAGCCCCAUAACUUUCUUCGUUGUGAAUAUUAUUAAGUUCCUGCGAGUUUCGCGCGACACUUUUUUUUUCCGUCGACAUUAUACAAUCUACUGUUCCCACGAGAAGCACGUUGCUUCCGUAUUUUUUUUAUUAUCAGUUCCGGAUCGUUACGAUCCUGCGAAAGCGACAUUAAACUCGGUGUUUAUACGAACCGGAACUAGAUCAAGGACUGUCAUCAGCGUCGCGAUUUAAAGAAAUGAAACAUGUAAAGAAACUCUUAGAAACGUCCUCGGAACGCGUUUCUCUUUCUCUGUAUUUUAUUUAAGAAAGAAACGAAAGAAGUUUCGAGAUGAGGUUUCAAAGUGUUUCCGAGAUAGAAAAAUAGAUUAUUUAAUAAGUCGAUUGUGAAAUAUUAACGAUUGAUAGAGGAGAAAAGUGCUCGAGGAGGGGCGUAACGCGCGGAAUUCAAUGAAUUAUUCCUAACCGCGGAUUUUACGGUUCGUGCCAGCCGCAAUGAGAAAAUAGGAAGGGGAGAUCUAUCACCGAUCCAUUUUUUCGCUUUUUUAAUACGAAACGCCACUUUUUCGAAUCUAUCGUCAUCGAUCUUUCCUCAUCCGUGUAUUUUACGAUCGUCGAUUGUGUUGAAGGUACAUCAGUAGAGAUACAUUUGUACAAAUAUUCGACCCUUCAACAUUUACACGUCUGUCAUUUUUCUUGUCUGGAAAAUUGAUUUCUUAACGUAACGAUACAACGAAUACGAGUUACUAUUUUAAAAAUGAUUAUACAGUAUAUUACUUUCAGAAGUUCAUACAAAGUAACGUUUGAAAUCUGUAUAAUUUGUAAUCUAUCAUUUGAAGAAAGCUUAAAUUAGUGAUACAGAAAGCUUUUCAUUUUGUAAUUAAGAGGGUCGAAUAUAGUGACAUUGUUCUUCGUCGCCGAUUGCGGGCCUAAAUCAUGAGGCAAACACAUACGUACACUCGCAUACAUCUACACGAAAAAAAUUCAUUCAACACUUGCACGCGAACAAAAGAAACGAAAGAUACAGAUAGAAGGGAAAAAAAAGAGAAAGCUUGGCGAUUCUUUUGUCAUCUAGUCAACGAACAUUUUUUUUUUUAUCCUAAUGAAGGAGAAACUUGUGAUAUUACGAAUCGAUUUCCUUUGGUUUUAGGCAUAAAGGUCCGAUAGUUGCGUGAAUAGUUCUUUUCUUUUCUUUAUGAACGAAAGACAAUCAGUGAUACGAGUCAAUGGUUUGUUUAUUUUGGCAAUCUUAAAUCACAUAGCUGACAAGGUGAGCCUUUCUCUUAUUAUAAUCAUUCCUUGCGACAUUCCUUUUUAAAUUGUACAGGUACAUGAAUUCAAUAAUUGGAGAUAUUAAUUCAAUAGCUUGUAAAUUAUUGAAUUUAAAUUUUUAAUUUGCCAUUUCAUCUUGAUAAUAUUCCAUGUUUUAUUGAAUACCUGUACAAUUUUAUCUUUCAUGCAUUUAAAUAAUUGAGUCGAUUGCUUGUUUCUAAACGUUUCUUCUUCUUUUUCUUUUUUAAAUUGUGUCCAGUUUCAACAGAGCAAUCGACUCCUCGUGUCAAAUUGUUAACAUUUCAUUGUGUCGUUUUUCUACUCUUCCAGUUUUAUACUUCCGCAAGAGCGUAAGGUGUCUUCAGUCUUCAAGGAUUACUUUCCUGGUUCAUCCAUUCAAGCUUCUAUCAUCGGUCGUCCUUUUUCAAUUCCUUUUCUUCAGGAAUACGCUAGCUUCAGGAUAAAGGACACAAACACACACACACAAAGGCACACAAACAGAUUCAUACAAAUUGUUCCUUCACGAACGUUCACUUUCCGGUUUGCAUGCUCCAAUUUUCUUCGUGUUAUACGAAUUCUUCAUUAAGGUGUGUUUUAGCCGUUAAGAGCGUGAAAUGUUAGAAAAAGGAAGGGCGGAGAGAGUGAGAAAGAGCCAGGAGGAAUUUCGAUUUCCACGAAAUCACAAGGAUUCAUAUAAUGUAUAUAUAUAUUUUUCCCAUGGUCGUAUCAGUCGUCUGGAUCAGUGUUCUUUAAUCUGCAUAAAAAGAAGUUUCUUCUUUAAUUUAUAUUACAAGUACAAUUGUAAUACAAUGUGGAAAUGUAACUUUUCCUUGGAUUUCAAAAUUUAUUGAAUUGGUAAGUGUAACUAAUUACAUUAGUUUAAUUUUGCUAAUUUUGCUUUGCAACGUUUAAAAAUUUAAUAAACCGAUAGAUAAUGAUCUUAUAACCAGAUAAUUUCUAAAUAUUCUAUAGGUAUAAAUUGAAGAAGAAAUUGAUGAAAUGAUAGAUGAACACUGAUCCAGUUCGAGCAACGAUCGUGAACGCUCCGCACACAUCUGUUUACUUCCUAAUCGAUAGGAGAAACGAGCAUUAAACUUAAGAUUUAGAUAGAGAAAAAGAAGAACAAAUUGUGAUUUGGAGGAUCUUCGAGGUCGGCUGAUGAAGAAGAUGGGAGAGACCGUGUGUGAAGCAUGGGAGACCUGCGCCAAGUCCAAAUUAUACAGGGUGUCUUGCAAUACUUCUGUUUAAACUAAAAGGUGGUGAUUUUGUUUAAGAAAAUAAGUCAAAACAUAGAGAAGGAAGUUUUCUCGAAAAUAAAGCCACGUGUAAAAGAAAUUUGUUAUAUAUCUUUGAUUUAUUUUUUCAUACAGAAUCACAGUUCUUCUACUAAUAUUAUAUAUUGAAAGACACCCUGCAUAUCACCGAUUCCAACUGUAUUAAAAUGCGUGAGAAAAAGGAAACGAGUGUGGAAUGGUUGUAGAAUGUGACUUGGCCGAUGUUCUCAAGAAAAUGUACUUAUGACAAAAGGGUAACAUGAGUCGUUAUUAUUAUUCAUAAUAUUUAAAGAGGGAUGAAAUUAAAAAUAAAGAAAGCUUUUAAUAUCCGA